AUGGGUGCUGCUCCUAGUAAGACAACGAAGGAAAUAUUAAAUGAAAACAAAAGCGCGAUUCGUCAAUCCAUUCGUGAGAUUGAUCGAGAAGAAAGACAAAUUAAACGUCGACAAAGAGAGGUGGAGACCACGAUUAAGAGAAGUGCUAAGGCAGGCCGAAUUAACGAAGUAAAGAUAUUUGCAAAGGAUCUUGUCCGAAUCAGAAAGGCUAUUGAAAAAUUCGAGGUUGCGAAGGCUAAUUUACAAGGUAUUCAAAUUCAGCUAAUGACUGCGAGUGGUCAAGAAGCUAUUACGAGUGCUCUUAAGGGAGCCUGCGCUACAUAUAGAGCAAUUAGUGGAAUGAUGGAUCCGAAGUCUAUUCAGCGUAUUGUUGCGGAAUACUCUAAAGAGUCAAUGAGAAACGAAAUGAUGCAAGAAUUGACUGGAGAUGCUCUUGAUAAUGCUAUGGGAGAUUUAGACGAUGCUGAUGCUGAAGAUGAGUUGGUAAAUCAGGUUCUUGCGGAAAUCGGAAUCAGUCAAUUAGCUGAUGCUGCUGCUGCUCCUUCUGGAGCGGUUGCAGCUCCUGCUGAAACUACAGGUCCGACCGCUACUACUGCGAUGGAUACUAAUAACAUGUCAGAUUUGCAGAACCGCCUCAAUAAUUUGUAAUGUAUUCACUGUUUUAAUAUUCUUUGAAUCGUUUUAUAACAU
Molecule: messenger RNA, 690 nt
Organism: Blastocystis hominis
Lineage: Eukaryota; Bigyra; Opalinata; Blastocystidae
Exons: 2
Coding region: 1-648 (215 amino acids)
Biological process (GO): protein transport; endosome transport via multivesicular body sorting pathway; late endosome to vacuole transport
Cellular component (GO): ESCRT III complex; multivesicular body
Source: RefSeq, a predicted model, not a curated record